CCUGGAGCAACUCCGAUUGUCAUUCCAGAGAAGUAUACAUCUAAAGAAUGUGCGCUGGUACAACAACAGAGGUGCAGAGAUGGGGAGUUUACUCCCAGCGUAGGAGUUGUGUCUUUCUUCAAGUUACCAAUGUGUGGUAUAAGUUGCAGACUUAUGGCUCACGCAAUUUGCACCAAUAUUUAGACAAGUGGAAAGGUUACAAGUUUGAAGCACUGUGUGCUGAAUUUAACCUUAGUACUACACAAAGAAGUCCUCCACAAAAUUACGAGGUAGACUAUGAUGCAGAAUACGAAUGUUUUGCCAAUGGAGGUUUUGAAAAUGGCAAAGGGGUUGAAGUGGGCAACACAACAGUAAAAUGUAAUGUGACUUGGGUAUUAUCUUGGUUUAAACACGCAAGUAGAACACCAAUAUUCGUUGAAACUCCGAUAUGGUAUCAGAACCCAGACUUUGUAGAAGAGGAUUGUGAAAACAUUACCAUGUCCAUUCCAAAAUUAUUCUUUCUAGGAGACCAAACACACCCGGUGGCAGAUAGCUAUUGGAUGUGUGGGAACGAAGUGCUAGUGAAUACCUUACCCCUUCGGUGGGUAGGUCUUUGUGCACUCGUUAGAAUGAAACUACCUAUAACUUUGAUGUAUGAAGGAGUAAAAAGUAUGAUUGGAAUAGAUGAAAAUAGAACGAGAGUUCACAGAAGUUUAGGUGAUUACGGACUGAAUGAAGGUGUAUAUUUGAAUCUCAUAGGCCAACCACGAGGAAUUCCUAAUGAAUUCAAAGCGCUACAUGAAGUCACAGCAGGAUUUGAAUCAAUUUUACCUUGGAUCACCAUCAACAAAAAUGUUGAGUGGAUAAACUAUGUUUAUUAUAAUCAACAAAGACUAGUUAAUUUUACGGUUGAAGGGUUCAUGGCUUUAGGCGACCAAUUACAUGAGACAAGUAGAAUGGCAUUGCAAAAUAGGCAAGCUUUAGAUUGGAUUUUAGCAGAUAAGGGGGGUGUUUGUCACAUGUUUGGCAAUCAAUGUUGUACAUACAUCCCCAUGAACACAGCCCCAAGAGGUACCUUCAGUGCCAUAAUGGUCAGACUCCGCAAAUUAAAAGAAGAAAUGAAGGAGAAUGCGGGCAAGGACAGCUGGUCGUGGAAGAGUCUGGAGGAAAUAUUUGGCAACUGGGGAGCGUUAGCAGUAAAGACUGGAUUAACCUUGCUAACUGUAUUAGUUGUGAUAUUCUUACUCGUGUGUUGCGUGUUACCAAUCAUCAGAAAGUGGGUUUUGGGAACUGUGUAUCGAUGGAUGACUGAUGUUGGGAAACAUCAGAAGGCCUAAUAUGUAUAACAACCAGGACCUGAUGGACUUAUGAUUUCUUUUAAUUUUUAAUUUUUGUUAUUUCCUAUUUUUCUUAUUGUUACAGUAUUUACAUAAUGUACAUCCAAUACCUACCAUAUUGUAAAAAAAUUACCGACCAUAUACUGUUUUGUGCGAACUUUGCAAGGAUGGAAGAUGUUACCAUCAUGUUUUGUAUUGGCAGUUGCUCUGUCCACUGAUGUAUUUUGUUUUGAAUUAUCCAUAUGUGCUCGGGAACUUGGAGCCAUGAUGGCCGGAAAUCCGGUGGGACUGCCCGUGUCCGAAGAGACUCGAUAAGAUGGACAUUGAAGACGUUCGAACAUCACAAUAAGGAAAAAACAUCGGGAAGCUGCCAUCCAAAGAGACUCUGGUGGUUCGGGGACCCCUCGUACGUUGGGCGUGGACUCAGAGACAUAUGGACAGUGCUUGGGGACCCUGAAUCAGGACUAAUGUGAUGGCAGAACAAUAAAGUUGCAAAAGACUGACCUAAGAGAUGUGGAAUUGCUCGGAGUACGGAGACCACAUGAGGAUGCAGCAAAGGACUUAAUGGAUGUGUUGUCAUGUUAUUCUAUGUCAUCCUAUGUUAUAAUUUCAAUGUUCUAUGUAGUGAGAUUUGCUGAAGGAAUGUUCUGAAUCAUGUUAAUCCAUUUAUACUUGCAAGUUGUGAUAUUCUGCUCUAGAGGUUUGACAAGACCAAUGUUCUUCGUUACAAAGGUUUUGGUAAUAGGAAUGACAGAGUAGGACCUGAUUGGCAUGAAAGGUCCUUAAAAUAGAUGAUAAUGAUGCCCAUUAGAUUCCAUACAGAGAUUUUUCGUUCAGAUUGGCCGAGAAUGGGAUUUCUCUGAGGCCUCCAGCCGUUUUUCCCCGCCUUUUACGAUGGGUGGGUUUUUCAACUGGUCUGCCCUAAGCCGACCUGAAGGUCCCCUUCAUCAAUACGUAAGUUUGUGAGGUUGAUAGACAUGGAUGUUUUCCAUGGGUGAAUUGAUGAGAUGUGUUCCUGAAGGAGACUUUUGGGAAGAGCUAUAGAGUAGCCGGAUUUGGUCUAAUUAGUGAAUAGGUUAGUCUACCAUAGUCUAACACAGUUAAAAUAAUGUGCGCAUAGGAGCUCUAAUUAGGAUCUUAAGUAAUUAGUUGAACCCAAAACUUUAGACCUAAACAAGAACAAUCAUAUAGAGUUGCUUAUUAAUUUUGUAUACGGAGUAAUUUCAUUACCUUUCAUAAUCGUUCACAUUUUUCCUUUUAUUCACUCAUAAACAGCACUUAUACUCACAUGAUAUUUACAGUAUGAAUUUAGGAUCUCUCUCUCAGUUGUUAAUUAGAUUGAAAACCUAAUUAAAGGGGGGAUAUGUGGAAGCGUAAAGCUCUGUUUAACCAGAUAAAAAGUGUUAUUAUUGUCUUUACCAUAAUAAAAUGAACUCUGUGAUAAGUUCACUCUGAGUGGAGACAUGCAAGCUGUCUGUUUGGGAAACAGAUUACAUUAGAGGAAGGUUCUUGGCGAGAGGAAAGACAAAUGAGCUUGUUGUUGCAGGCAGCCAGGAAAUCUGGCGAACACUGCCAGGUCAACUGACCUGAGAGUUUGCAAUCCAGAUAAAGUCAUGAGAGUGUUAUUACAAUAUGUCACCUACGCCAAUCUGAUGUUUUCCAGAUGUUGGACAGGAGUGUAUUCUCGGAAAAAGUUGAGAUAACAGUGUGAAUGUGCCAAGGAAUGUUAUAUAACGGAGAAUAAUGAUUUCAAUUGGUCAAGAAGACCCCAAUACACACUAAUGCUUUGUAAUUGUAUAAAACCGCCCUUUAAGAAGUGAAGGGAGGGGAGACUUCUGGAAUUUGUGAUGAAGAUGAUGAUGUGCGCCUUUUGAAGAAUAAAGUUCCCCUCUCGUGAGGGCUGUGUGGUGAGAGA
Molecule: messenger RNA, 3231 nt
Organism: Girardinichthys multiradiatus
Lineage: Eukaryota; Metazoa; Chordata; Actinopteri; Cyprinodontiformes; Goodeidae
Product: syncytin-B-like
Exons: 2
Coding region: 48-1316 (422 amino acids)
Source: RefSeq, a predicted model, not a curated record